Lodderomyces orthopsilosis Co 90-125 is the source of this 522-nucleotide messenger RNA. RefSeq lists its product as uncharacterized. Gene Ontology annotation, molecular function: aspartic-type endopeptidase activity. Lineage: Eukaryota; Fungi; Ascomycota; Pichiomycetes; Serinales; Debaryomycetaceae. The transcript has a single exon. Gene Ontology annotation, biological process: proteolysis. The record is from RefSeq and is a predicted model, not a curated record. The coding region runs from base 1 to 522 and encodes 173 amino acids.
AUGGGUCCAGAAGAAGAUCAAGGCAAAUUACUUUUAGGUGGUGUCGAUAGAGCAAAAUGUGAGGGUGAAUUGGCUCUUUUUGAUGUUGAGCAAAACAUUCAUGCAACAUCAAUAAUUACUGCCAGUGGUAAAGUUUUCCCGUUUACAAAAAAAGUUGGAUUUGAUACUGGUAAUGCUUGGUUUUCAUUAGAGAGCCUGAUUGUUGAUGGAAUACACAAAGAUUUGGGUAUGGAUUCCCAAAACUGGUUUGAUUGUGAUCGUGUUUCGAAUACAGCUGAUAGCUUUAAAUUUAAUCUUGGACCAAUCAAUAUCUCAGUUCCAUACACAAACUUUUUCUACGAAGCUGGAUUCAAUAACAAAUGCGGAACUUAUAUUGGGUCUAAUAAUAAUAAAGGUGCUCAGGGAAUUGGACUCCCAUUCCUCAGAGAAGUUUAUUUUGUCAAGGAUUUGGAAACCAAGCAUAUUGGUAUUGCUCCAGUUAAGCACACUAAUGAAACUGACAUUGUUGAUUUUUGGUUUUAG